This is a messenger RNA of Lampris incognitus (smalleye Pacific opah), 1002 nucleotides long. It is a transcript of the gene napbb, whose product is annotated as N-ethylmaleimide-sensitive factor attachment protein, beta b. Gene Ontology annotation, molecular function: soluble NSF attachment protein activity; syntaxin binding. The transcript has 11 exons. Lineage: Eukaryota; Metazoa; Chordata; Actinopteri; Lampriformes; Lampridae. Gene Ontology annotation, biological process: SNARE complex disassembly; intracellular protein transport; regulation of synaptic vesicle priming. The coding region runs from base 75 to 965 and encodes 296 amino acids. The record is from RefSeq and is a predicted model, not a curated record. Gene Ontology annotation, cellular component: synaptobrevin 2-SNAP-25-syntaxin-1a complex; terminal bouton; vacuolar membrane.
GCCAUCUAGAGCCGACUCCUAUGCGGGUAUUUUCUUAAACUUUUCGCAAGAAUACAUCGAUUAUUACAGCAAGAAUGGACAACACCGGGAAAGAAAAGGAAGCGAUCCAGUUGAUGGCUGAUGCCGACAAAAAAGUCAAGUCCUCUGGAUCUUUCUUAGGAGGGAUGUUUGGAGGUGGACCACACAAAGUGGAGGAGGCGUGCGAGAUGUACUGCAGAGCAGCCAACAUGUUCAAGAUGGCAAAGAACUGGAAUGGUGCUGGAAAUGCAUUCUGCAAAGCCGCUCGUCUCCACCUGCAGCUCCAAAACAAACAUGACUGUGCCACCAGUUUCAUUGAUGCAGGAAAUGCUUUCAAAAAGUCAGACCCAAAUGAGGCAAUCAAGUGUUUAAAUGCAGCCAUCGACAUUUACACAGACAUGGGACGGUUCACCAUUGCUGCCAAACACCACAUCAGCAUCGCAGAGGUCUACGAGUCUGAACUGGUGGAUAUCGAAAAGGCUAUUGCACAUUAUGAGCAAGCAGCAGACUACUACAAGGGAGAAGAAUCAAACAGCUCUGCCAACAAGUGUCUGUUGAAGGUCGGCGCCUAUAGCGCUCAGUUGGAGCAGUACCAAAAGGCCAUUGAAAUCUAUGAGCAGGUCGGUGCCAACACCAUGGACAACCCGUUGCUGAAAUAUAGCGCCAAAGAGUACUUCUUCAAAGCAGCACUGUGCCAUUUCAUUGUCGACGAGCUUAAUGCUAAGAUUGCCGUUGAGAAGUACGAGGAAAUGUUCCCAGCCUUCUCAGACUCAAGAGAGUGCAAACUGUUGAAGAAACUUCUGGAGGCUCACGAGGAGCAGAACAGUGAAGCAUUCACAGAUGCAGUGAAGGAGUUUGAUUCAAUCUCGCGUCUGGACCAGUGGCACACCACCCUUCUGCUGCGCAUCAAAAAGACCAUCCAGGGCGAUGAGGGUGACUUAAAGUGAGCGAGGAAUUGGGGGUGAGGAUGGGGGCACCCAGGAC